Messenger RNA from Spea bombifrons (plains spadefoot toad), 2500 nucleotides. RefSeq names its product ring finger protein 167 (gene RNF167). Lineage: Eukaryota; Metazoa; Chordata; Amphibia; Anura; Pelobatidae. Gene Ontology annotation, cellular component: nucleoplasm; cytoplasm. The record is from RefSeq and is a predicted model, not a curated record. Gene Ontology annotation, biological process: positive regulation of DNA-templated transcription; ubiquitin-dependent protein catabolic process; protein ubiquitination. Bases 147 to 1172 code for a protein of 341 amino acids. The transcript has 10 exons. Gene Ontology annotation, molecular function: ubiquitin protein ligase activity.
GGGGCUACAGAGACAGACUGACUGACAAGACAGGAGCGCUGACAGAGUGAUAGAGAAGAACCGGAGAUACAGACAGACAGACAGACAGACGGCCUGGAUCUGGAUCCAGAAUGUAAACAGAGCGGAUAGACAGGGGAUUUCCGCUCAUGAUGGAGACGCAGCCCCCGCCGCACGCCGUGGGGACCCUCAUUCUCCUCCUCUGCAGCCUGCCAGCCACUGACGCCAUCAUAUGGGCGUACUCGGAUCGGAACAGCACCCCCCCCCAGGUAUUCGAUGACCUCCCGGCCAUGUUUGGGUCUCCGUUGCCAAUCGAUGGACUUCGGGGGUAUCUGGUUGAGGCCGAGCCGACCAAUGCCUGCACCCCCAUUCUUCCCCCUCCGGUGAUGGACAACAAAACCGUGUUCUUCGCUCUCAUCCGGAGGUUUAACUGUAACUUUGAUGUCAAGGUGUUGCACGCCCAGCAGGCCGGUUUCCGAGCCGCCGUGGUGCACAAUGUUAAUUCCGAGAAGCUGCUGAACAUGGUGUGGAAUGACGACGAUAUCCGGAAGGAAGUCACCAUCCCGUCCGUGUUCAUCGGCGAGUCGUCUGGGAAAGCUCUGCAGAGCCAUUUCUCCUACCAUGACAACGCCGUCCUCUACCUGGUUCCGGAAUACUACUUCCCGCUCGGAUACUAUCUCAUUCCGUUCAUCGUGGUUGUGGCCCUCGUCAUCAUCAUCAUGUGCAUAGUGAUGGUGGCGCGCUGCAUGCAGCACCGGAAGCGGAUGCGGCGGAAUCGCUUAUCCAAGGAGCAGCUGAAGAAGAUCCCCGUCCACAAGUUUAAGAAAGGGGACGAUUAUGACGUCUGCGCCAUCUGCCUGGAGGAAUACGAGGAAGGGGACAAGCUGAGGGUGCUGCCCUGCUCACAUGGGUACCACUGCAGCUGCGUCGAUCCCUGGUUGACGAAGACCAAGAAGAGCUGCCCCGUCUGCAAGCACCGCGUGCUGCGCUCACCGGACGACUCCGACUCGGAGAGCGGCGAAGGCGAUGGCGGCGAAGGCGAGCACCGAGAGGAGAGCAGCGACAACGAGAACACCCCCCUCCUCCGACCCUCGCCCACUUUCGGCAGCAUGGACGAGUCGCCCCCCCUCCGCCUGGAUGAAGAGACGGGCGUCCCCCCGUCGGUUGCCGUGUGAUCGCCGCCGCCUCCCGCCAUCUGUGUUUCGUGUGGACUGUCGAUCCCGGAAUCCUUUGUGCCCCAAUGGCCGACGCGCGGUGACAGAUCGGCUCCCAGAAUCCUCUGCGGCGAGGCGCUUAACCCUCCAUGAUUGCUUUGCUCUGUGAUUUCAUUCCGUAACCCUUUCUUUGCUGGGUCCUAUUUUUUUUUCCCAUAAUCCCCUGUAAAAUGUCAUUGUUUCCCCGAUGCGACGCUUACCAUUCUCCUCUAUGCUUUCGAUCCUCAGAGGCGGGGACCCGGCCAGAGCCGGCCCUUUAAAUUACCAGGCGGUGGGCGCCGGGGCAGAAACCCACCUUUAGGGCUCACGUGGGGGCGCAACCAUGAGGGCGCCCCAUGAGGGCAAAUAACCCCACCCCGUACGCUGCUUUCUGUGACCUGUAUCUAAUUACCCUCACAGGUUCUGUAUCAACCAGUUAACUAACUGCCCCGGGGGGGGGGGCCAGUCCUGCGACAGCAGCGGGAGGAGAGGGGUUUCCUUGGACGUCAGGGGCGGGGGGGCGCCAUGGACUUGCAGAGGGUAUGAUAGCCGAGACCCCCAGCCUGGUGGGCAUUUACACCAGUCCUAGAUCCGACGCAGUGGCUGUAUUGUCCUGGGGGGGUGCUUCAGGCUACGGGGCAGGUUUUUGUGGGGGGCUGCUGCCCCGGCUCGGACCCCCGCGUAUGUCGGUAUCACGGCGGUGACAGAACGCGGCCGGUGCUGACAGGGUGUGUGGGGGGGGCCUUCUAAAUAACAAAAGUAUUUCUAGCCAAUGGGGGGGUCAGUUUGCCAAGUUUUACAAUUAACCCAGUGUGUGCCUGCUGACGACGCAAAGCAUUCGCGGUUUUCUCCCCGCUGCGGUGUGAAAAGGGUUAAAUUUUUGGGAGGAAUGGUUAAUACACAAAAAAACACUAAUAUUCGAGAUCCCCAAAAGCAGCUUUUCUGUUAUUUUUACACCGAACGCUGCAGGCGCAAGGAACGUUCAUGCGGAAUGGGGGGGGAUUGGCGACGCUUCCUAUUGGCUAGAGCAAAACAACCAAAGCCGCCGCCUCCCCACCAAUAGGAACUUCCCUGCUGAAAACGCUGAUUUCACUGCUUUUCGUUAAUUUUUGGGGGCUAAAAAUGAAAUGUUUUUUUUGCCAAAGGCGCCGAUUGGUCUGUAACCUGCUAAUUAACAUAUUAACCCCGCCUGGUUUUAUAUUCUGUUUCUACACGUUUAACGACUGUAAGUAAAGUCAUUAUUCCUAGAAUUUCCUGAUUUCAUGUUUAUUUCAGAAAAAGAUCGUUUUAAUAAAGAAAUAAAUUGUGAA